UAGAGGUAAAUGGAGUCACUUGGUGGCCGCAUAACAGCACCACUAGAGAAGGACAUUUCAUGUCCUUCUCUAGCCUAGUAGGCUGCUUUUUGUCCAACAGUAGUUAUUCCAGCUGUAUUCUAACAUUUUAUUAAGAAAUUCACUAUUUUCAAAAUUAUUAUACUACAGGCACUAAUUGAGACUAAUGGGAUGACUCUGAGGUCGAUGGACCUGGUAGUCUUCUCAUAUGGUUAACCUUAGCCUGCUUGUUAAGAUGGACAAAAAUGCUGAUUUGCUCUUAUAGACAUGAAUAGCAGUUACGAUAGUUCUGAUAAAGAUGAUCGCAAAACAUCGAAAAAGAAGAAAGAUGAUACUUUAGACCAUUCCAAGCUUGACAAAGAAAUGAACAGAGUGGCUAAAACUAGAGUUGGCAAAGAAGAAGAUACUAAGGACAAGGUCCUUGGCAAGCUCAGAGCCAUUAAUUUCAGACUAAGAAAGAAGCUGAAGUACCUCAAUGAGAAGGUAGAGAAAGCUAUUGAUCGUACUGAGACUAAAAGAAUUCUUGCGGCACGGAAGAGGGCUCCUAAGGACACCGCUCACAUGAUCAGAGUUAAGGACAAAGAGAUUGAUAAUGCCCAGAACCAGAUCGAGUCUUACCAGGUAGAAAUUCAUAAGCUACAAACAAAGAUUGAUGAAAUCAGUCAAGUGGGGAAAAUGAUCGAGAUUGAACAAGAGGUCAGGGAGCAUAAGUCCAUUGUUUCCGAACUUAAAAAAGAGAUUAAGGACAAGGAACUUCUACUCAAGAAUUUGGCUAAAUCAGAUGACCCAAGCUACAAGAUUAAGAACAUGAUUAAUGAGAUUAGAAUGUGGAAGGAGAAAAUCGCUGCCAGGCAAGAGCUGUAUGAAAAGAACGAGAAUAAUGUCAAUGGUCAAAGUGAAAGACUUCCUGAGAUUGAGAAAGAGAAUGAAGAGCUCAUGGGCCAAAUCCAGUCUCUUGAUGCCAAAAUUGACUUUGAAAAUAGUAAGAAAUAAAGACAAGAGAGCUAAGAAAGAUCUCGAUGACAUUGGAGAAAAUGUAAAGGCCUCUAAAGAGAAGUUCGAGAUGGGCAAGAAAAAUCAUGAAAAGGAAAUAAAAGCUCAGAAGAAGAAGACUGAUGAAGCUGAAAAAGAGAGAGAAGAGCUAUAUAAGAAGUUGAAGGAGCUUGGACAAGAGAAAAGAAUCUCGAGUUUGAAGCUAAGAGAAGUAGGAAGAAUGCUCAAGCAUAACCAACUGAAUCCUAUCGGGGCAGUUAACACCAAGAAUGUAAUGACUUCGAGAAGAGGAGAAUCAGUCAAAAAGAAGGUUUUAAAUAAGCGUGGCUCGACUAGUAAUCUCCACUCAGGCUCAAAGCCAAGGAGAAGGUCUAUUGUCUCUGGAGAGAAAAAGCUGAGUAAGGGUAAAAACAACCAAUCUACCCAACUGCUACACAAGCAGAAGCAGUACUCAAAGCCAAAUGAAGAUAGUGAUGAAGAUUUUGAGAAGAACCAAGUUCUUGAUUACUCAAAGUUAAAGAAAAGAGUUUAAUCCUAAGGAUCCAAAUUGUUUUCGGUCUAUAAAUUUCCUUA
Molecule: messenger RNA, 1584 nt
Organism: Moneuplotes crassus
Lineage: Eukaryota; Ciliophora; Spirotrichea; Euplotida; Euplotidae
Source: the annotation of a GenBank genome assembly